Molecule: messenger RNA, 17103 nt
Organism: Cheilinus undulatus (humphead wrasse)
Lineage: Eukaryota; Metazoa; Chordata; Actinopteri; Labriformes; Labridae
Product: mitogen-activated protein kinase kinase kinase 11
Exons: 10
Coding region: 1129-4242 (1037 amino acids)
Biological process (GO): protein phosphorylation; positive regulation of apoptotic process; microtubule-based process
Cellular component (GO): centrosome
Molecular function (GO): ATP binding; JUN kinase kinase kinase activity; protein binding
Source: RefSeq, a predicted model, not a curated record
GUAAGCACAGACGUAGAAGUGGUUCGAGGUCCUGACGAGUGAACGGAGACCGAGGAAGAGGAAAAUGAUCGCACCUUAUCAUGGAGUUAUUUCUCUGUUUGGAUACUAACGGUAACUACGCGACCACCGAGCUGCACCGAGCCACGCGCUCCGCUCCUCUGUGGAACUAACGGAAUUUCAGUUAUUUUAAAAGUGCGUGUUACUGUGUGGAAACUACAGCUUUGGAUACCUCUUCCUGUUACUUAGUCGUCGGUUCCCUAAGUUUAUAAAGUGGUGUUAAGCUCAGCUCGUCGCGUGUUUGUGAUAACAUCGUAAGUAUGGAUACUCUCGCGUUAAGGGAUGCGGGAUUUCCUGCGGGAGCGCCGCAAAGUUGCGUGCAGACGCGGUUAUUGGAGGUUUGGGCAUAAUAAUGCGAACUGGUCAGCCCUGAAAGUUGUCGUAAAACACUGGUUGGCUGGACUGAAUGCUCCUUUUCCUGCUAUUCUUCUCCACUUCUCAGCGCUUCCUGCUUGUGGUGGCCACUGCUCUUAAUGGCUAAAAAUACAUAAAAAACCUAAAAUGGACAGCUAGCUAGGUGUUGUUGGAACUUUUGCUACCUUGAAAAAACUUUACAGCUAGCUAAGGACGACUUUAUUCCUGUCCUUGUACUGUGGAGGCAGAGCUCAACAGGUGGCAGUUUUGAAUGAGGGAAGAGAAUAGCUAAUUUUCCCUUAAUGAGGGGAUUCAGGAGCCUCUUGAAUACAAGCUGGUGGAAUGAUUUUGUGCUCACACCAUGCUUUGGGAAAGCACAUCACUUGAACAGAGAGAAAUCCAGUGAAAACAGAGCUGCCCCUCUGUGCUUUGAAAUUCUAACUAAGGCAAUCUCUUGACUAAUUCUGCAUUUUCAAAUGGAGAGAUUUUUUGUUUCAUGUCAAGACGAAUGAAAGACACUUGCCAUUCAGUCAUCUUUGAAUCCUCUCCUGAAGCCCACUUGUUGGUUGAGCUUUUGAACACAUUUCACUGGUCCCUGAUGAACCAACAAGAAAGACAGGAAAGGGAGCGAGGCGCAAUAAAGUACUCCUUUGUACUUUAUUUUCAAACCCUUGGGGUGCAGCAUCAGAUCCAGUCAAAACAUCUGUGUGAGGCUCCAUGGAGCCGCUGAAGAACAUAUUCAGUCGAGGCCCGCUGUCGAACUGGAAAAAUUUGGAGCAAUCACAAAAAGGGAACUUCACCAACCCAGUGUGGACGGCCUUGUUCGACUAUGAGGCGUCCUGUAAGGAUGAGCUCACCUUGCGUAAAGGUGACCUGGUGGAGGUCCUGUCUCUGGACUCAGAGAUAUCAGGAGACGAGGGCUGGUGGGCUGGCAAGGUGAACAACAAGGUAGGAAUAUUCCCAUCAAACUAUGGCUCCUUCAAGCCGAAUGGAUACGGGAAGCUUCCAGGUAGCGGCGUCGUUGGCGAGCUCAGCCCGGCUGUGGUUGGCAAGUUUGAACCCGAGGAGGUGGAUUUCAGGGAGCUGAGUUUGGAGGAGGUCAUCGGGGUCGGGGGAUUUGGAAAAGUGUAUCGCGGUGCAUGGCGAGGUGGGCUGGUGGCUGUGAAGGCUGCUCGACAAGACCCGGAUGAGGACAUCAGUGUGACAGCGCAGAACGUAAGGCAGGAGGCGCGUUUGUUCGCCAUGCUCACUCAUCCCAACAUCAUCGCCCUUAAGGGCGUCUGCCUGCAGGAACCUAACCUGUGCCUCAUCAUGGAGUACGCCUCAGGGGGGCCGCUGAGCCGGGCGCUAGCUGGACGACGCAUACCACCUCAUGUCCUGGUCAACUGGGCUGUGCAGAUCGCCAAAGGGAUGUUGUACCUGCACAGCGAGGCCAUCGUCCCAGUCAUCCAUCGAGAUCUUAAGUCCAACAACAUCCUUCUGGCUCAGCCCAUAGAGAAUGAAUGUAUGGAGGGUUUAACGUUGAAGAUCACUGACUUCGGCCUGGCCAGAGAGUGGCACAAAACCACCAAAAUGAGCACCGCCGGCACCUACGCCUGGAUGGCCCCUGAGGUCAUCAAAUCCUCCACUUUCUCCAAGGGCAGCGACGUCUGGAGCUAUGGCGUUCUGCUGUGGGAGCUGCUUACAGGAGAGGCACCCUACAAAGGGAUUGAUGGACUCGCCGUCGCCUACGGAGUCGCUGUCAACAAGCUCACCCUGCCCAUCCCAUCCACGUGCCCCCAACCCUUUGCUCAGCUCAUGGCAGAGUGCUGGGACCAGGACCCCCACCGCAGACCCAGUUUUAGCUCCAUCCUGUCCCAGCUGAUGGCUCUGGAGCAGCAGGUGAAGGAAGAGAUGCCGCAGGACUCCUUCCACUCUCUGCAGGAGGACUGGAAACUGGAGAUCCAGGACAUGUUUGAUGAACUGAGGGCCAAAGAGAAGGAGCUGAGAUGUCGUGAAGAGGAGCUGAAGCGAGCAGCUCUGGAGCAAAAGUCCCAUGAGGAGUUUCUGCGUCAGCGCGAGCAGCAGCUGGCCCAGUGGGAGCAGGACGUGUUCGAACGGGAGCUCAGCCUCCUCAUCCAGCACCUGAACCAGAACCAGGAGAAACCCAACGUCAAGAAGAGAAAGGGGACGUUCAAGAAGCACAAACUUAAGUGCAAGAACGGAGAGAAGAUCAGCAUGCCUCAAGAUUUCAUCCAUAAGAUUACCGUGCAGGCGUCACCGGGUCUGGAGAAGAGGCGAAACUCUCCUGAUCUGGGUUCAGGCUCAUCACCCUCCUUCGGCCCACGUUUCCGUGCAAUCCAACUCAGUCCCAGUGACAACAGCAGGACGUUUGGCCUGAGCUCACUUUGGCCCCUGGAGGCUCCCUCUCUAAAACAAGCCAAUGGAGACCUGAGGUUGGGCCCCCACUGGAGGCCCCAGAGCCCGAAGAGUCCGAAAAGUCCAAAAGUCCUGCGUCUAAGUCCCCAGGAAAGCAGUCUGUCGAUGAGGGCCAAGCUCCUGGAAACAGACAGCAAUGAGAACGGAGAAUCCAAGGACGACUUCGAGGAGUACAGACCCUCCACGCCAACCCCUCCCUCUUCUCAGAACGGCUCGUCUGUGAAGGACAGCCUGCGGCUUCCUCUACCUCAGCGAGACUCCAGCAGCGAGGAGGGGGGCUACUCCCCGGCUGGCUCCCCCAGGCCUGAGAGGGGCUCCCUGGGUGGGCUGGUGAAGAGCACCCACCGUGCCUUGCUGAGCAGUGGCUACCUCCUGGCCUCUGUAGGACUCGGACGCUGCCUGGACAUUCCCCCACGGGUGCCUCCUAGAACUAACCCCUCUUCUUUAGGGGACCGCACCCCUUCUGAACCGGAGAUCUCCCCCCCUAAGCCCCUCAUGUCUGAUCCCCCAGUAGUGGACGAUCUCAUCACUUUCUCCACCUCGGAGCAGCUCCCCAGACCGCUCUUGGAUUUACUGAAGCCCCUCCCUUUGACGCCACCUCCGCCCAACCCCAGAGAAAGGAGCGGCCAACGCACACCGCAGAUGCCACAAAGUCCACAGACCCCCAGGACCCCCAAGCAGGGCAGAGCCAGCCCAGGGGAGUUGACCCUGAGUUCUCAUUCGUCUAACGGGGAGUUGGGCUGUGAGGCCUGGGAGCACCGAACCGACAGGAGAAGGAGGUCCAGCCAAGGCCUGCACGCCUCACAGCUUGUUUUGGACCUACCCUUGUGCCAGGACACACAGGACCCUGAUGACAAGCCCUCAGCACCCUUCGCUCUGCACCCUAACCCUGCCCUGUGGAGCCCUAAAACCCGACGCCUGGAGGUCAGUGUCAUCCCUCGCCCCCGACCGUCUCCCAUCCGCCCUCGAAUUGACCCAUGGAGCUUCAUCUCAGCCGGAGGCGGGAACUCAGGAGGCGGCCGCAGCCCGAACCGCUCAGACAGCAACCUCUUAGGAUACCAACCCUCGCCUACAAACCCUUUCCACAACUGUGACCCCUUCCCCUCGCCGGACUGCGACCCCUUCGCUCUCAAAGCCGACCCAACAAGCGGCUUGGACACCACUUCCCCUUUCGACCCUUUCUCUGCUCCUUUUCCCACUUCUCGGUCUGCACCGUGCUCCACUAACGGCUCGCCCACGCUGCCGACAUUCCGCAUAGCUCCCCUAAACCCUGCCGACUCACCGCUAAUCGACCUGGGCUGGGCGGCCUGCAGCAAACCCCUGGAAGGCACCAAAGAGAGGGUUCACCCCCGCAGGACACUGGGGCUCAAACCCUUCAAGUCCCCAACGCAACUCAGAGACGACCGCUUCUAAAAGCGUGGUUUUUAUCACAGGAACACAGUCCAGGACCCCUUCCACUACUCAUCCUUUAUCUAAAUGAGGAUCUUAACCAUCACUCGACCCACUGAGGGGGUUUCUCUUAAUCAUUGGAGCCUGUUUGUUCCCACCCUGCUGCUUUGGAAAGCCAGUUAAAGGUGGUACAUUGGAUCAUGGGAUAUCUGCCUUUGAACCAAUGGCUGGUGCCGUUUCAUCCCCCCCUUCUAUCUGUGCUUCUCUUUCCCUUUGAAGGAGCAGAACACAGAUCACUCAUCCCAUCUUCAGAUCCUAUCAGAGCGCUCGCAUCCCCGGCUUUCAUCCCCCACCCUACCUUUGAAGCAUCGCGACAAUGCAGAGGUGGAUAAGGCGACUUGCACAGCUUCAUCUGCCUCUACCUCUCUGCAGACUGAAAGCAUUCAGGACAAUGGAAAAAAUUGGAGUGCCUUAUUUCGUGAAGUGUUUUUAAUAUAUUUCUUUUCCUUGAAUCUGGUGCCUAGGGAAGAUGCUCAAAUUUGAAGAAUUAUCUUAGAAUUUCCAGGGAAAAUAAUGUACAUUCAUGCAUGUACAUCUUCUCAAACAGCACCAGCCUGUUGCAUUAUGGGAGAAAGCUCUCAGAGUGGAGAUAUUCCAGGCGAGCUCAUGAAUCCGAGUCAAAACCAUGACCCAGGCAUUCCUCUUGGAGGCAGAUAACAUUCCAGUCACAUUCCCCGGGAAAUGCCAGGGAUUGGACAGAUCAUCGGGGCUGGCAGGCGACACAGGGCAGGAAACAUGGACGGGGGAGCCCUCUGCAUUCCCUUCUUAUGCCAAAGAAUGUGACAGUGUAAGGGCUGGGACAAAGAGUGUUUGCAAAUCAUUUGUUUUUACCUCUGCGGAGAGCCAGACGUGUGGGUUUAUCAGCACAGAGAGAGGAGAGAUAAUCACAGAUGGUAUUUUAAAACAGUUUUAAUAUACUUCUCUAUGGUUUUAGCCUUUAUACCAUCCAGACCUUUUCAUAACUGCCUUUCUGCUGAAGUGGGGAAGUGCUUGCAGAUGUUAAAAUGUGCCAAUAUGGAAGCAUGAGGUGCAAGUUAUAGGGUUGCAACCUUGCAAAGCCGGCUAUUGAUUUUUCCAUGUCUUAAGGCAUUUUAAAAACUUACCUGUUGCCAAGUUAGUGCCAUUCAUUUGCACUGGUGUGAAAGCUGUCAGACAAACCCAAAUGUGGACCUAAAAACUGUACCAAGACUGCUUUAAAGGGGGGUCUUGACCUACCUUGGUAGGACUCUGGUGUGGUUUUGUUGCGGUAAGAACAUGAACCACAAUUCACCUGGCCUAACUAUCGGAAGCAUUGCACUUUUGAGUUAAACCAGUUACUUUAGCUUUCCUUUCAUGAAAAAAUACAAACAAACAAAAACUGUCAACCAGAGCCAACAUCAGUCCUCGUACUCGUCAGUCAAUUUUGAAAAUGAAAAGUUGCUUUGGAGCUGCCACAGCACGACAGGAGUCUUGUGAUUUUUUUCCCUAGAAAUUCCAACAAAUUAGAGAGCAUUUCUUUGCGCAUCACACAUUUUAGUCUGAUUGUAAAAAAGUUUAGAAAUUAACACUGACCAAACUUGAGGUAAUUAUGCAGAAAUUAAACAAAUUGGUUCAUGAUUCAGAUUACUGCAAAUAAACUAUAGGUGAGUAAAUGUCCUUAGACAGGAAUGCAUCGCUCAAUUAGCCGUCUUCAGUCCCUACAUAAGGCAUAAAAACAUUGUGAUUAAUAGCUGAUUUCUCCUAAAGGUCUACUCGAAGUUUAUAGUGUCUAGAAACAAAAUUUGAAAGUUUUAAAUCCUGCUAAAUCUUACCCAGAAGGGCUUCACCAUAAUGAUGUGGAUUCUAGUGAAUGCAUUUGUUUGUGUUAUUGUUGCAAAAGGGCAUAAAAUCUUAAGUUAUUUAAAUUGGCAAUGCAUAAAGACUAGAAGCAGAUGGAAACGACUAGCCUGGAUCUGCAUAAGGUAACAAAAUCUGCCUUUCAAAAAGUCCCUUUUGGAUGCAUUUUAUGUUGUUUGUUCAAAGAGGACCUUUGGAAACUAAUUUUUUUAAGUGCCUUAGUUUUAUUCUGGGAUUCUUCUAAAGUCACUUUGCAGGACUUUCAGUCCUAAAAGGUUCUUAUUUAUCUUAAUGGGGCUUUCUAUUCAACCCUUAGGAUUUGGUUCUGUGUUAAACAGCCAGUUAAAGAUCCCGUCUCUUAAAAGCCCUCAUCUUUAAACUCAGAUUUCUUCUGAUUGGCCUCUUUCCAUCAGCUGGCGUCAGAAGACUAAGAAGAAAACUUGGAGACCUAGUUUUUAAAGCUUAAACUUUUCUGCUCAAGGUCUUCUAUUAGACAGGUUAAAACUUUGGCCUUGAGUUAACAAUAUUCAAAAAACAGAUUUUUUUACAACAGAUCAUAGAGUCUUGGGCGGGUGAUCCAAUAUAGGUCAGCUAACAUCAGUGGUAACACAGCCAGAUUAAGAUCCUCUGAUACUGUGUCCUAACUGCCUGUGCAACGCAAGUGAGCAUUAGCGACAAAAUCACCUUGGUUGCAUGGAUUUAUAUCGUAGUAUCCUGACAGUCCACAAGUGAAGCAGAGUGAUGUGAUGUGAUGUUUUUGUUCCAUCAUCCUAUUUCUACUUCCCUCUGCGUUGCUCACAUUGAGAUGAAUGAGGAACAAGGAAAGGGGGAGAUGAUCAAGCACCAGGAGUGUCAGAUGGGAGGGUUUCCUUGAUUUUCUUUCACUUUUCUCACUCUACAGAGCUUGUCAUGGUGUUUGACAAAAUGGAGACAGUUUUGCAUCAAUAAUAUCCACGUUCUUGUUUGAAAUUGUCUGCUCUGACUUGUGUCAACAUAGCUAACAGCUGUCAAAGGCUUGUCAACACAAGGCACCACACUUUUGUUCUCCACCUUCAAAACGAAGGCUCUAGAUGUCUUUUAUUUUUUACAAGGGGAAUCUGAAAUUCCUGCAGAUCCUUGAAUUUUCUUAAAAAGCAUCGAGUUGGAUUUCUUUUUUAAUUUAAGGUAAUAAAAUAUCUUAUUUUUCUUCUGAAAGGUCACUUUGAUGGAGAGAUGCAAUGUCUCAUUUAAAUUUUAAAUUUUUAAUUGGUGGGUUAUCUCAUUGGACAGCCUUUUGGGGCAAAAAUACAACUUAAGGGGAAACUAGUGAAGAGGCAACAUAAAUCUUGCUCUGCAUUCUCAGUCAUUUACAUCUAUGAUUGUUUUCCAUACUAAAUCAAAGAUAUUCAACCACCUUCUCAGAGGUUUUAUCGAGGAGAAUCAUGGGUAAUGUAUGCCUUCAGUUGCUGAUUUUAAGCUUGCAUUUCAUUAACAUAUUGGUUAAAGGUCAAGCGCAUGAGCACCCUAAAAGAGACUCAGUUGAGCGCGGCACAAAUGCACCCGUUCCCUCAUCUUUGCUGAAGCAUCACAGCGUGCAGAUACUGAUUGGCUUCCUCUCUGACACCGUGUCAUUGGGAGACAAUAACAGCUUUGUUCCGACAAAGAGUGAAAGCUUCGUCUCCAAAGGGGAAAGCUUUGUGAUUAGCCUAAUAAUCCUAAAGACGAACAGAGCCGGCUGAUAGCGAUAAUUAGCCUCUUGAUAAGAGCAGGGAGCAUUAACAAAGCGUUCAGAUAUUUGGUUAAUUAAUUUGCCCAGAAAAAGAAAUGCCCCGCGUUCUCCUCCAAAGGUAUAUCGAGCUGCUUCUUUCAUCCGCUUAUGUCUUCAUUUAAGCCUUUUUUAUGCACAAAGUUUAAAGCCAGCCUUAGACGUCUUUCCUCCCUCUCCUGCCUUUUUUUUUUUUUUUUUUGUCUUCAUCGCCACCAGCUGCUGAGCUGCUGACCGGAUGAAAUCUCACCUUUCUCGCCGUCCUUCCCCCUCAGGUGGUGUGGGAGAUUUUCGAUCUUUCUUUCUUUUUCUUCGUCCUCCUACACCUUUGCUUCCUGCCUCUCUGGAAAGUUUUCUUCAGGGCAGUUCUGUCCUGACUCCGCAGAGCGUUCGGUUCAAUAACAGCAAGGUUUGUAUUGAGUAAAAAGAAAUGGAAAUACUUCUACAGGAGUCCAUUUACAGAGGCAAUUAGGUUUUGAAUUGCAUCAGGAGCCUUGUUGUGUAUGUCUAUCCCACCCUAAUGUGUCUGUUUUUCAUCUGUUGGACCUUCAAGUAAUUCUCCACAUUAGGAAAGAAACAAAGUGCUUGAAAAAGGACCACCUUAUGCUGUCCAGUUACACCUUCAUUUGUUUUAUUCAUUCUGAGUGGAGGCAAUAAAGGCAGGUGGCCAAUAAGAAACUAAAGCAUGCUGGGCUUCGAAGGUUGUUUCAAAGGCCUCAGCACAACUUCUUCCCCUUAUAUAGUUUCACACUGAAAAGUUGACUUUUUAGUUAAAAUACUUAUUCAAAUUUUUAUACCAUUAAAGUCGCUAAACCUCAGAGUUCCAGCUGAUAUGCAUCUACCCUGGAGUUUCAUAUAAUACCUUUAGGCCUACAUGGACAAGGCUGGGGACAGGGGAAGGGUUACUCCUUCUUGAGCCAUUGCAUCAUUUAGUCCAUGAUGCUUAUACUGAUUUGAGCUGGAAUUUUUAGCAACAAAACAAAUGCUUUUAUUAUGUUUUGUUUUAAACAGUUAAAACAGCAGACAGGGAUUGAGAUCAAAUCAUGGUUCCAUGAGGGUCCAAUUCUGCAUUUUCAAACCCUGAAAUCAGUCCUUUUUCAGCUUAUUGAUACUGCUAUUGGGUCUUAUCUCUGAUGCAGGUGGAUUCAAGGUGGAGAAUAAGAUCAAAGCACAUAAGCAUCAAUUGUGCAUCAAUUUAAAUCAAAAUGUGGUUCCUAUGCUUUCACUUUGGAAAAUAAAGACUCCAGCUGCACUGGGACCACUGGCUUUAGCAGCCACAGAACAGUUAUACUCCUCAUUUGCUCAGAUCUGCUGUGAAAAGCACUCCCAAACUUUUUCCUGUUUGUUAAAAAUAUCAAAUCAGUGUUUAAAUGGAAGAACCAGGGAAGACCCAUCUGUUUUCUUGCAGCCGAUCUAUGAAUGAGAUCAGCUAAUUGUGUUUUGUUAGUGCAGCUGGUUCAACAGUUGGUCAGUCUACUUGCACUGAAACGUCCUACAGGCAGCAGCAUAAUGUGAUAAAGGAGCAUAAAGUUAUGUUAUUCAGCCAUUAGUAUGCCGUUACAGACUUCAUUCAACAUAGCAGUAAAAGGAGCAAUGCAACAAGUAGUGUUUACACAAUGUGAUAAUUCAGUCAUUAAUAGUUUAAUAGUCUGGUGCAAAUAAGUCUAGGAAAUUAAAAUGAACACGUUUCAGAGCAUUAACUCCAUGACAUUAUGUAGCUGAUGCAAUUAUUUGAUGUUGCUAAAAAAAACAAAUUUCACCUUUAAACAACUGCAUUUAUUUCAACCUAACCUAAAUUUCAUUUUCUUGAAGUAAUAGUCAAACACAUCAUGUGACUUUACCUUUGCCUUCCCUUUUUCUGUAUGUUUUUCCACCUUAGAGUUAGUGGCAUGUACAGAAGCUCUUCCAUGACAAAAACAUGACUGUCCUUUUUAAAAACUAAACUGUUUAGAACCAGCUCAGCAGACCCCCUAAAAUAUGUUAUAUCAGGAUACUGUAUAUUGCUCCUUUCUGGCAUAAAUUGUGCCAGAAAGCAUCAAAUUUGGGAGUUAACGGCAAAAAAAACACAUCUGACAGUUCCCAGUUCAGGUCUUAUAAAGCUCUUAAAUUGUUUUUUAAAAAUGUGUAGAGCACCCUGUAUGAGGACGAGGAAUACAUUUUUAUUGUGGGGGCAAAUAAAAAAGAGGGAAUCAUGACUUUAUAAAUUCUAACACAAGCACUACUCCGCUUACACUAGUGAAUAUGUAGGGCCCCCAGGAUGCUUUAAAAAACAGAUGCAAUUUUUAAGGGAAUUAGCACGCUAUGUGGCAGUGAUUUUUAAACUUUUUUUUUGCUCAAAGCACACCUAUGAUCAAGCCAAAAUCUUAAGGCACACCAUGUUCAUAUCUAUGCAAAAUUGUAUCUUCAGUUGAUGUAAAGUUGUAGUAUGAUACAUGGUUGUUCAAAUUCCCUAGGCAUGCCUCACUCCAACAUUUGGAAACACUAGAUUACAUAAACAUGCUAAACGGUACGUUUUUGCCGCCUAUAUUUUAGCCAUACCAGCCAUAUUCUGUUUUAGCAAAUUUAAACCUUUUUGUACCUGUUAACAGUGAUUUUAAUACCAAAUUACCCAAAAAACAUGCAUAUGUAAUAAAGGCAAAGUGAGAAAAUACACAAAAUACCACAGAAAUAUGAAAUUGUCUAAUAGGAUGUUCGGUUUUUGGAUAUUUUGAUCCCUUUGAUAUUAAGAGUUUUAAAACGAUAUUUUCAUCACAGUCAUUAUCUUAAUCAUCAAUAGAAUUCAAAAAUAAAAACACAUGUAAAAGUAUCUUUGGUUGUGGGAUAGUCAUAUUAAUCAAGCAUGGUUGUGCAAAUGCCCAAGGCACACCUUGACUUGCCUCUAAGCACACCAGUGUGCCUUGCCACACCAUUUGAGAACCACUGCUAUAUGGAGUUAGUGCAAUUUAAAGAAUAUUUUGUUAUUAUAUGAGAUUAAUGGGGGUCUCCAGUUUCUGGUACUGUUAUUUUCAUGGUCAUAGGCUGAAAAGGGUAGCAGCCAUGUGGUCGCACAAUCUGGCUGAAUCACCUAUGUUAGUGCAUUCGUAGGAUUUUAACGUUAAAAUCAGUUCUUACUGUCCUUAUUUCUCUGAAACGUCUAGAAUCUGUUAAGAUUCACAUUUUGUCUAUAGUGUAGGCAACCUCUGUGCGACAUGUUUUGACACUUCCUGCCUCUUCCUUGUUUGUUUCUUGCAGGGAAAACUCUCGUUGUGACUUGUCAGCAAGCAGCUCAGGAAAACUUCACUGGAAGCCUGUCUUGUGAUCUGUAGCUGUAGGUUCUAUGUAGAAACAUAGGUGAGGAUGUAGGUAGAAGUACGUUUUCACUGCUAUGGGGGAAUCAAACCCCCCACCUGCCAUCACUUAUCUGUGAGUGCUCUGAUCUUCCCUGGUGGUGCGCAGAAGUUGGAGGUUUAAUAUAGAAUUUGUCUCUCUCAGCAGUGUUCCCUACCUUCCCUCGCUCCUGUCCGCUCCGCCAACAUUUCCCCGACGUGACAGGUGAUGAGUUAUUGCCUCGUCUCCCCGUGUCAACACACACAAAGCCACAAGAGCUCUCCUCUGAUAGUCAUUAGGGCUCGGGUGGCUGUUAUUGUCGAGGAGAAAGAAAUCACGGUGGAAAUUGAGAAGAUUGAAACGUCUGGCAGAUUAUUUCUGUCACCGAUUCUGCGAGUGUGUCAAGUAUCCACUCCAGCCUGCCAGUCAUGUCUCGUAUGUUUGUUCCGCUUAAAUUCGGAUGCUGAAAAGUGUUACCUGCCGUUUCCCAUCAAGCUUGCAAAUGCUGAGUGAUUUAUGAUGCAUAACUUGCAUCAACAGGAAGUCACCGUCCCUUUCACGUAUCAUUAUUGCAUAUUGUCGCUGCAGGGGUUUGUCUGGAAGGGGUUCAUUUGACGCAAUAAUGCAGCUUCAGAAACAAUAAAUAUGUUCAUACUUUUUAAUAUAAAACAAAUAAAACUUCUACUUCAACUCUUAAAGGAGAUCUGAGCUCUGGUUUGGUAGCCCUGGGAAUACUCAGGAAGUCUUUUGCGGGCAGGGACGUCCACUUUUUGGUUUUGCCUGUCAGAUUUAAGAAGCAUAGCUGCCACUCCUCGGCUGCAGCUGACAGCAAUAAGAAAGUCCUGAUGAGUUGUUUGUGGCGCUCAGCUCUUCCAGGCGUCGCCUCCAUCCGUCACUGCAAAUCAGCGUCCCCGAGUGCAAACUGACAGCAAGAAUGGGAGCGAAUUCACAGCAUGAGAGACCAAUAUCUGGCCAAUGGCAAUCCAUUUUAGUCCCUGUGUGGAAGUGAGCAGGCUUGAUUUGAUGAUCUAAAUUCAAAGAUCUCAGCCCUAAUCAGCGAAUGGCAAAUGGUCAAUAUGUUACAUGAAUAACAGCUAAUGAGAUGUCACAAUGGGCGACUCGGAGGCCUUGACCCUCAUCACACCCAGGGGCUACUUGUGAGCGCUGGUUGUGUUUCAGAGUAAAAAAUCAGAGCUAUUAUCCUCCAGAAGAAAAAGAACAGGUUGUGAGCAGGUUAUUUACCGCCUUUGUGAUGGUUGAACAGCAGUUCAUGGGGGUUAUUACUCCUUCUGAAAGCUUCAUUUGACCCUGCUAACAGUGAGUAUGCUCACAUGGAGACUAAUUAUAUGAUUUAUCCUUAGAUUCAGCUGCAGGAGUGUUUUUUAAUGUCUUAAGUAGAGUAAAAGUGCGACUUUGGCAUAUUUAAUCACUGCAGCAACAUAGGAAACAAACCUGGCACUGUGUUUCAAAGUUUAGGUGUGAAAGUUUGACGCAAACAUCUUAAGUUUCCUGGAAAUGGAAGAGUUGUUUAAUUUUUUUGUCAAACCAUUAUGUGUUAGCAUAUGCAUCCAGCUGUGUCAUGAGCAUUCUUGUAAAAAUACUUGGCUAUACGUAACGCAUGUUACUGGAAGAAACCACCUGAUGGUACAGGAGCUGUGUUAUGUGUGGGAUGUAAACUACAAACAUGGACACACUCAGAAAGGAUACAAUAAUUUUAAUGCCAAGAUCAAAACUCAUAUUAUCAACAUAAGUAAUGAAUAGCAACAUUCAGCAACACUCAGACUGAUGACGGGUGGUCAGAACACACCGUCUGCACGCCAUUUCUUCGACAUUUUCCUCCUCUCAUGGAUGUAACUCUCCCAUUGUAUUGGUUUAAUUAGUGACUGUGUGAACUGGUGAAUUUUGGCUGACUGCAUUUGUGGUCGAGUCAAUACACCAGCUGAUAAAUCCCCAAAGAGUCCUUAUGAAUUGUUUAGUUUUUAAUUUUGAUGUCACAAUAUUCUCAUCAGAAACUCUAAAACUAUUUGAAGGCUCAAAAAACAAUUUAAAAGUGCUGUUAUCUAAGGAAUGAAAGGUCUUAUAGACAUUGGACCAAGACUGGCCUGUUCAGCCCUCGGAUUAGGACUGACACCAUCCACUCCUGAGUCUCUAUGACCAAAAGCACAUUCCUGUUUAAAAUGAAUGGGGUGGGCAGAUGUGCAAAACAUUUCUGAGUAUUUGUGACUAAAAUCUCUUUCCAUAUUUCCUGACUCCCUUCAGCUGUCCUAUCAAAAUUCAAGCAAAAAGGUCUAAAAUAAUCUAAAAAAAAAAACGUUCCUUUGCAGCUAACAGUAAGUGCAUCUGUCGCAAUGGUCUGUUUUCCACAAUAACAGACUGUAGAGUGUUGUAAUCGACCAAUCAGAAACCUGAUUUAGCUGAGUAGCUUCAGACUCACAAUCAUCGUUUCAACUUUAGCACACAAAAUCUGGACUUGACAUUUUCAAGAUAAUGUUGGUGCAAUUUUAAAAAAUAACUAUCAAGUUUUUCAGGCUAAUAAAUUCACAAAUUUCCAUUCUCAAAAGUUUUAAAAAUGUGUAAUAUUGUUAGAAUGACUCUACAUUCUGAGUUCAUACAGUCAUACACUUAUAAGAUAAAGCAUUAAUAUUUUUAUUGUAUAACUCAUAAAUUUACAGGACAACUCCAGAUUUUCAAGUAAAUAUAGUUAUGAUUUUACAAGAAUCAAAACCUCUGAUUCUCAACAUUAUACGCUGUAAUUUUCAAGAAAUCCAAUUCUACAUUUCCAUGAUUUCAAAAUUGUGAAUUCAUGAGAAAAAUCUGAAUUUUUCAGUCAAAAACGUGAAUUUACAAGAAGCCAUUGUCUAAUUUUUAAAAUUUUAAAAAAUUGUAUAUUUGAAAAAAAAAUAGGAAUUUUAAGUUUCAUGGUUGUACUUUUUCAGGAAACAAAACUGAAUAGUUUGAUUUGAUAAAAUCACAAAUUAAUGAGAAAAAAAAAUGAAAAUUUUAAGUGAAUGGAGUUGUAAACUUACAAACUAAUAAGUUCUAGAUUUAAAGAUUAUAAAUCAUAAAUUCAUGUGAAAUAUUCUAAUUUUGAGUCAGUUAAUUCAUGAAUUUAGAAUAAGCCACUUUUAAGAUUUUCAGUUCUAAAUAUUUGUUUAAAAAACGACAAAAUUUUGAGUGUAUAAAGUUAAUAUUUUAAGAAACAAAACCUAAUUUUAUAACGUUAUAAAUUUAACAGAAACAACUUAAACCCUUGAAGUCUAUAAAGUUAUGAACUUGCAAGAAACAAAAAUUCUAAAUUUUUGGAUCAUAAAGUUGUACAUUUUUCAAGAAACAAUCUUAAAAUUCUUAGAAUUAGAACACUGUAAAUUCAAAAGAAAAUAACAUGUUUUUUUUUACUCAAUAAAGUAAAGACAGCCCAUUCUUAGAAAUCUGACUCCCACCACAUCUUGAGUUUAUAAAAUGUUGAUAAAAAAUAGCAGAAAUGGAGAGUAUUUUUUAUUUAAAGAUGUCAAUCUAAUAUUAACAAAGCUUCACAUUUUGGAACCUUAUUGCUGUAAAUUUAUAAGAUCAGUAAAACAGGUCGAUAGACAGUUUUAUUUGUUGGUAACUUCAGCUAAAUCAGAUUUCUCUCCCUCAAUGAAAAAUGAUUCAACAAGAUAGAAAAUAACUCAAACGUACCUUAGUGGGUUGGUGAGGAGUAAACUCAUACAUGACUAAACGAACAGUCUGACGUUUCAGCUGCUGUCACCCUGUCCGUCUGUCCGUCCGUCCGUCCGUCCGUCUGUCUGUCUGUCUGGCCGUCGGUCCGUCUGUCAUCUGUCCAUCUGUCUGUCUGUCUGUCUGUCUGUCUGGCCGUCUGUCAGUCCGUCCGUCUGUCUGUCUGUCUGUCUGUCCGACUGUGCAUCCUCCCCCUGUGUUCAGUGAAGUACAGGUUACAAAUACCGCUGCUUAUCGCCUCGUUUCAGACGUAUCACAGCCAGACGUCGUGAUUGCUCUCUGUGGCCCGUAUUAAACCCCAACACCUGCCCGGCUUUUGUUUGGCAUUAACAGGCCGAGACUAAAUGAUCAAAUAUGACCUUUCACUGACUGUACAGGAAUCACACAUCCCAAAUGGGACGUGAACAAAAGCGCCGUCUGAACGAGGCGCCGCCAGGUGCCCAAAUUAACGCUCGGCCUCCCAAAGUGUGAAUAUCAGUCCUCAUUCUUUUCAGUCUGCGCGCCCAAGGUCACCAUCUGCUGUCCUCCUUUUCUCUAACAACGAAGAUCUGAAUGAAUGGGAGCAGCGAAGGGAGGACGAUUGGUUUCCAAGACCACAGUGACGUCGUUUAGACAAUAAAUAUGGAUUUAAUCUGAGAGGUCUUCAGUCCAAGGCCCACCACGCAGACAUGAUUAUGGCCCUGCAUAGCUAUUGACAGACAAUUACCUUGUGAUUGUCCUGGAAUGAAAGGCGUUCAGCGUGGACAUUUGUGCAGCUACAGUGUUGAACGAGUGAAUGAACAGAGCUCCUGUGUCAAAUAGAGACAAGAAUGAAUCAUGUCACCUUGUCCUAAUUAAUAACAGCUGAUAUUUUUAGGAGAUUUUUUUCACUUACAGUCCUUGAAACCAUUUCUGAGAGCUCAUUCUGCUCAUAAAGCUCCAAUCAGAUGAGAAUUCAGCAGUUUACAUCCUUGAAACCUUUAAAUUUAGUACAGCUUUAUAACGUGACAACCUACAGCAAUUAAAACUCAUUUAACCAGAUUUGAAAUCAUCCAACUUUGGUGCAUGAAAAAGUCUCCAGCCUUGCUCUCAGGGCCACUGUCAGUCUCUACUUGUGUCUAAUUUUCCAGUCUUGUAACAAACCGUCUCAGUGUUUAAAACGUUGAGGUUCCAUUGAAAAGACUUCCAGAAAAUGUAGCGUGCUGGUCCUGGAUCAGCGCUAAGUCGCUCCUGACACUUAACCUGAUUAAAGUCUUCUCAAGCUCUGAUAGAAUUCAGCCUCGAGUAUUUGACUCUAGCUCCACGGUAUUUAACAGCAGGUGGUCUCUUUCAGGUGCUAAUGCACGGGCUUAAAUAACUGAACUCUAAAUGAUCCACAGAGGCAAUUUAAAAUGGUUUGGGAUGGUACAAAUCCCCAUGACUCACUGGUCAAAUCUCUCUCUCUCUCUCUGUGCUGUAACAGGCUUUCCCUCCCAGCAGCCAGCUAAAGGACGCUUCCAAAACUCAUAGACAAAGGGGGGAUAUUUAUGAACGGCCGUUGUUUCACACACUGGAUCAAACUAUUUUUAGACGGCCAUGGACGCAGUCUACCUUAGGAUGAUGGAUUGAUUGCUUCGAACGUUUUAUAGGUUUUCACUGGAGUAUUUAAGAUGUACGUAUGGGUGCUUCAUGAGCGGCAAAUUUACAUUCCAGCUCUUCAAUUUGGUCGCAUUUCUAUCAAAAUAACUCCUCUUACAGCUUGAAUAUUCAUGUGUUGCAGAAAAUUGAAAUUAUUGAUACACAUUCCAGAGAAAUCAUGGUAAAAACAUGCAGUUAAAUGUCCCCUUGAGGCACCCAUACUGAUAUAAAUGUGCAUAAAACUGCUCGAUAGAGACGAGGGCUCUCCGGCCUCCUCUCUGUCUUUGUAUCUUUUUGCUUUAGUUGUUCCACAGUCGUCUCUGUGUCUUAUUUUGUGUUUUUAUUACAACCCAGGCGAUGUGAUAACACAGUGGUGUCAUCGCCCUGGCAGCCAUUUUUACAUCUCUCUCAGUCGUCGGGCUUUGGAAAAAAAAAAAUUCUAGCAUUUUUUUGUGAAAUCUCGCACUGGGCUGGGCCUAAUCAAACUGUUUUUAUUGUUCUGUGUGUCGAGAGGACUAUUUCUGUAAACAGUAUGUGAAAAUGUUUUUAUUUCUCUUGACUAUUAUAAUGGGUUUUAACCUGUGGAAUAAAAAAAAAAAAACAAAGGAAAAAGCUCAAAAAGAGAUGAGACCAAAUAAAAUGUAACA